AUGGAUAAUAAUGUAGAAAGAAGGGAAGGGGAAGAUGAAGAAGACCCCAAUGAUGUUUUUUUAUAUACUAAUGAAACAAAUCAAGACUCAGAAUUUUGUAAUGUUUUAUGUAUGUUUGUAUUUUUUAUGGCAUUAUUUAUUAUUAUGGUUACAGCUGUUGAUAAUACUGUGCCAAAUAAUAAUAAUAAUGACACUAGUGGGCAUUUUGAAAAUGGGAAUUUUGAAAAUGGAAAUAUUUCAAAUAAUUUAAACAACGAUGAAGUAAUUAAUAACUUUUUAGAUAAUGCUGUAAUACAAAGUUUCGAUUUUAAAGGUGUUUACAAAAUAAAAAAAAAAAUAAACACACUUAAAAAUGUUGAAGAUGAUUAUAUGAAUAUAAAAAGUAUAAAUAAAGAUGAUCAAAUGUUUGAGGGUAAAAUAGUUACUUUAAAAUUGGCUCUACAAAAUGUUACUAAAUCCUUUUUGUUUCUUCACUUUUAUCCAGCCAAUGGGACAAAUGAUGUAGCCAUGAAAACCGAGAAAAAUAAUUCAAUUCAUGACAAACAAAAUAAAGAGGAUGAAAAAAAAUUCGAAUAUAUUGGGAUGAUGGGGGUAAAUGUAAAUGGGAAUCAAAAUUAUAUAUUUAAUGGAAGUGGAUAUAAUAUAUCUACAUUUUGUAAAAAUGAAUUGGAAAAUGAUUGUAUAUGUAAUUAUACUGCAAAUAUAAAACAAAACACAAAAAUAAAUCAACUAACAUCUGCUCGAGAAAUAGAAGAAUCCUAUUUUUAUUCUCUAAAGAAAUAUAUAAUAAAUGAACAAAAUUAUUUUACUAAUAACAUUAACGAAAAAUAUAAACAGUACUAUAAAAAACAUAUGGAAGCUAUUUCAUCGUAUGUGGAUAAUGAUAGUGAUGAAAUAAAUGACGGCGGUAGUGACAUUGAUAAGGGGCCUUAUUUAGAUCCGUCUUCUGAUGGAGAGCAUAGCAAAAAUGAUGAGGCAAAUUAUCAUGGGAUACUAUCAUCAAGUGAUUGUAAUAUUGAAAUUAAUCUUGAAGGAUAUGAUGAAGAUAAUUCAUAUUUUUCAAAAAAAGUUACAAAUUUUGUUUUAAUGUUUAAUAUAAAAUCAUUGAUUGAACUUGGACUAUUUUAUAAACAAAUAAAAAAUAGUGAAAAUACGAGAAACACUUCAAAAGUAUCAAUAAUAUCAAUUUGUUUAAAUUCAUAUAUUGAAAUAUUUGAAGCAUUACUUCUUUUAUAUCAAGUAUUAUUUUCAAAAUUAUUAUUGACAUCUUAUAUGGCAAUGAUUAUAUUAAAAUUUUUAUUAUAUACAUUUAUGGAAAUUCGAUAUAUUCUAAUUAUAUGGAAAGCAAAUAAUAGUCAUCAUUCAGCAAAUAAUAAUUGGGAGUAUAUGCAAAGACAAUUAAGUGUUUUAUAUAAAUAUUAUUAUAGUUUUGUAUUACUAUUAAUUGCAAUUUUUUAUUAUAUUUUUCCAUAUUUUCCAUAUUUAAUAUUACUUAUAUAUCUUUGUUGGGUACCACAAAUAUGUUUAGAUAUAUGGAAAGGGCAGCAUAAAUCGAUAAGUUUAAAUUUUGUUUUUUUAUUAUCUAUAUGUAGAAUAUUUUUACCAGUAUAUAUUUUUAUAUAUCCAUAUAAUAUUUUUCAGUUAGAUAUAUUUUCAAAUGUUGGUGAUCUAUCAAAUUCUACUUUUAGUUUCCUUAUUAUUUUUUUUAUAUCACUACAGCUAUUAUUUAUGUAUGUUCAAAGAAUAUAUGGUCCUCGAUAUUUUUUUAAUACAAGUUUACUUCCGCAUGUUCACAAUUAUUAUCAAAAUUUAGAUCCCAACUUUGAAGCAGGAAUACCAGAAUGUGUUAUAUGUAUGUAUAAUAUUAUAUUACAUAAUACAAAAUAUUGUGUCACCCCUUGCUAUCAUAUUUUUCAUGAAAAAUGUUUACAACAGUGGAUGAACAUUAAGAUGGAGUGCCCAACUUGUCGUGGCCCGCUCCCUAACUUUCCAUAG
Messenger RNA from Plasmodium vinckei vinckei, 1995 nucleotides. Its product is annotated as E3 ubiquitin-protein ligase, putative. The record is from RefSeq and is a predicted model, not a curated record. The transcript has a single exon. The coding region runs from base 1 to 1995 and encodes 664 amino acids. NCBI's taxonomy places the organism in Eukaryota, Apicomplexa, Aconoidasida, Haemosporida, Plasmodiidae.